Molecule: messenger RNA, 673 nt
Organism: Pogona vitticeps (central bearded dragon)
Lineage: Eukaryota; Metazoa; Chordata; Lepidosauria; Squamata; Agamidae
Source: RefSeq, a predicted model, not a curated record
AUGGAGGACUUCCUCAACGGAAUAAGAAUGACCCUCAUGCCCAGAUGUGGCUCCCUGGACAUCACCCUCCUAUCCUCGAAGUUGGAUGUUUCUUUUUUCUUCUUCUCUCCUCCAAAGGAAUUGGCCAAAUAUUUCCUGGCAGAAUUGCUCUCAGAUCCCAGCCAGCCGGAGAACGAGGCCUUAGAAUCGGACGAUUUGUCCCGCGGGGCCGAGCAAGAUGAAGUGAGACUGGAGCUCGAAAGAUCGGCCAGCUUGAACCCGGCCCUGGCGCCCAGAGAACGCAAAGCAGGGUGCAAGAACUUCUUCUGGAAGACAUUCACCUCCUGUUAGCUUUAGAAACCUCCUCCUUUUCUCUCUUCCUCAUCCCUCACUUCAAGUCUCACCCUUCUUUCCUAGUCUUUUCAUGCUGGGGUGGGGGGGCAGAAGACUGUAAUAUAUAUACUACACCAGUAAAGUAAAAUGGGGAGGGGGGAGGAAAAACAGGAAAACCUAGAAGAGAAAAAAAAUUGAUUUUGGAGUUGUUUUAAUAAAAACGUCAAGUUUCAAUUGUGCCCUUCCUUUGAGUUUGUGAUCUCUAGACACCUCCUUCAUGGUGACACACCAGCUCACUCCCCAACUCACUCCAAUGUGCUAUUUUUAAUUCUUUCUUGCAAUAAAGUUUAUGCUUCAAAGU